Messenger RNA from Prunus armeniaca (apricot), 225 nucleotides. The record is from the annotation of a GenBank genome assembly. NCBI's taxonomy places the organism in Eukaryota, Viridiplantae, Streptophyta, Magnoliopsida, Rosales, Rosaceae.
AUGACUCCAGGGUCAAUCCCGCUCUUUCCGAGUCGGAGAUUGGGUUAUGCGGAAAGUCUCCUGGCAACCAAGAAUCCCACGGAAGGAACCCUCGGACCUUCCUGGGAGGGACCCUACGAGAUCAUCGGUAUCCAGCGAUCUGGGACUUACCGACUCAGAGACUCCAACGGAAAGACCCUCGGUCACCCUUGGAACGUAGAGCAUUUGAAGUACUAUUUCAAAUGA